This is a messenger RNA of Cylas formicarius (sweet potato weevil), 1711 nucleotides long. It is a transcript of the gene Prp19, whose product is annotated as pre-mRNA-processing factor 19. Gene Ontology annotation, biological process: protein ubiquitination; DNA repair; mRNA splicing, via spliceosome. The coding region runs from base 121 to 1626 and encodes 501 amino acids. The transcript has 8 exons. Gene Ontology annotation, cellular component: U2-type catalytic step 1 spliceosome; cytoplasm; Prp19 complex. The record is from RefSeq and is a predicted model, not a curated record. Lineage: Eukaryota; Metazoa; Arthropoda; Insecta; Coleoptera; Brentidae. Gene Ontology annotation, molecular function: ubiquitin protein ligase activity; protein binding.
GUUUGUAUUUUAUGUUUUAUGUUUCGUGUUCUGUGUUGUAUGAUCGGAAACGCCGCGUUAUUGUGAAUGGAUAAAUUCCUUAAUUUUAUUAAAAUUUAAACGUUUUUAACAAAAUCAAAUAUGUCUCUUGUUUGUGCGAUUUCAAAUGAAGUACCGGAACACCCGGUUGUGUCACCAUCUUCGGGUUCGAUUUUUGAGAGAAGAAUUAUAGAAAAAUACAUUCAGGAAAAUGGUGUCGAUCCUAUUAGUGGCAAAGAGUUAACCGUCGAAGACUUGAUCGAAAUCAAAACACCUCCUGUUGUUAAACCAAAACCACCGAGUGCCACAAGUAUUCCAGCAACAUUGAAAUUGCUGCAAGAUGAAUGGGAUGCAGUUAUGCUGUACAGUUUUACACAAAGGCAACAAUUGCAAACUGCAAGACAAGAGUUAAGUCAUGCUCUGUAUCAGCAUGAUGCUGCGUGCCGUGUAAUAGCCAGACUUAACAAAGAAGUCACAGCGGCUAGAGAAGCUUUAGCCACUCUUAAACCACAAGCUGGUAUUACAGCAGUUCCACAACCAGCUGUAGCUGCUGAGGCUGCAGGAGUUGCUAAUCAACCAAUGGAACAAGCUGGUAUGAGUGCAGAUGUUAUACAGAAACUACAAGAGAAGGCCACUGUAUUGACACAAGAACGUAAAAAGAGGGGCAGAACUGUUCCAGAAGAACUGACAACUCAGGAUCAGCUUAAAUCUUUUAAAACUUUGGCUUCAUUGAUUGGUUUACAUUCAGCCAGUAUACCAGGAAUUUUAGCACUUGACGUCCACAGUACAGACACAAGCAAAGUUCUGACUGGUGGCAAUGACAAAAAUGCUACUGUUUUUAAUAAAGAUACCGAGCAAGUAGUUGCAAUCUUGAAAGGCCAUACAAAGAAAGUAACAAAAGUAAUUUACCAUAGCAAUGAAGAUGUUGUUCUCACAGCUUCACCCGAUUCAACAAUCCGUAUAUGGAAUGUACCUACUUCUCAAACAACACUAAUUUUACGAGCUCACAAUGGACCUGUGACUGGUCUUUCAUUACAUCCAACUGGUGAUUAUGUCCUUUCUACAUCAGAGGAUCAAUAUUGGGCAUUUUCAGACAUAAACACAGGACGUCUGCUUACUAAGGUGUCUGACAGCAGCAAUAUUCCCCUCACCACGGCUCAGUUACACCCUGAUGGUUUGAUUUUUGGAACGGGGACAGAGGAUUCCCAGGUCAAGAUUUGGGACUUAAAGGAGCAGAGUAAUGUCGCCAACUUUACUGGUCAUUCGGGUGCUAUAACAACAAUAUCUUUUUCGGAAAAUGGUUAUUAUUUAGCUACAGCAGCAGACGACGCUUGCGUCAAAUUGUGGGAUUUGCGGAAACUUAAAAACUUUAAAACCUUACAGUUGGAUGAGGGAUAUCAAAUUAAGGAUUUGUGCUUUGAUCAGAGCGGUACAUAUUUGGCUAUCGCAGGAACUGACGUGAGGAUAUACCUGUGCAAACAAUGGCAAGAAUUAAAGGUGUUUAAUGACCAUACAGCGACAGCAACGGGUGUUCGAUUUGGCAAACAUGCCAGGUUCAUAGCUUCAACUUCAAUGGAUAGGACUUUAAAGCUUUAUGGAUUAGAUUAAAUGAUACAAUAAGUUUAGAUAAAGUAGAAACCUCAAUUUUGGAUUUUUAUUCUAUAUUAUUGUGUGUUUUUGUAAAUAAAACAUU